Molecule: messenger RNA, 3165 nt
Organism: Linnemannia hyalina
Lineage: Eukaryota; Fungi; Mortierellomycota; Mortierellomycetes; Mortierellales; Mortierellaceae
Source: the annotation of a GenBank genome assembly
AUGGAUAUUGCCUCCCUGGAUGGAGCGGUCAAGGUCUUCCAAACUCUCCAAGAUGGUUACAACAAUGUCACUGCACUGGUAGACAGUGGCCAGGGCCUGUUUGAAGCACUCAGAGAUGGUCUCAGUUUUGACAGCAAACGUUCCUGGUACUCGGCUUUGCGAGGCAUAGACAGGGUGCUCCGGGACGGCCAACUCUCCAAGUUCAGGACCCUCGUCCUCGAGGCUCCAUGCCGACGCAGCCUUGCUUUUCAGUGGGGAGUGUGCCAGCGCUUAGGAGAUCUUGCAGCCAAUACAGCCUGGGAUGCAGAGUCGCGUGAGGACGCACUAGAGUUCCUGGCGGAGAUCUAUCAGAAUGAUGCCGUCUGGGGCCAUCACGAACACAUCAAGCAAAAGAUCUUGGAUAUCCUUUUACACUUGCAGCAGCAGUCUGAGAACGCCAUCCAAGCGUUUGAUAGCGCAACUGCCAGAAAAGUGCUGCAGAGACUGGGACGCAAUGGCGAUAAAGCAAGGCAAGCACUUUACAGUGAUUGUCUGGAGCAGGGUCCCAGCAAACACCCAUUGAAGAUCUCACAGCCGCCAUUCGCGCCCCUAACCUUGCUAGAUCGCGUCCAGAACAAGCCCGAUGUCGAGGAAGAUUUGCGAAAGCUGAGGCAGCGGAGACUGAAGGAGCGAGGAGAUGCCGUCUAUAUCCCCCCUCAAGCCAAGGCCAAUUUGAAAGCGUCGGACGACGUCCUGUUUGCCUUGACGGAAAAGGUCGAGGAGUUCCUAGCCAGCACCGACCAGAAGGUGCUGCUUCUACUUGGCGAUUCGGGAUCGGGAAAGUCAACAUUCAAUCGCGAGAUCGAGCACAACUUGUGGCUAAAACCAGAACAGGAUAUGAUUGCCAAGCAACUGCGCAAGUUUGAGCUCUCUGAUUCUCAGAUUCGAGAGUUGAAGACCCAGCGCAAGUUUGUCUUGAUCUGCGAUGGAUACGACGAGAGUCAAGAGAAACACAAUCUGUACACGACCAACCGCCUGAACCAGACAGGAGAAUGGCAGGUGCAGAUGGUGGUCAGCUGCCGUAGCGAAUACAUUGGGAUGGACUAUCGCGAUCUCUUCCAGCCGUCAACCGACACCACACAGUUUCAAGAGGCUGUCAUUACUCCCUUCUCCAGGGCCCAAGUCAAUGACUACUUGGCAAAGUAUGUGAUCACCAAGGCGCCGCUGUGGACCACGAAACAGUACGCGGAUGUGUUCGACCAGAUUCCCAGUCUUCAAGAGCUGGUCAAGAAUCCAUUCCUGUUGACGCUUUCUCUGGAGGUUUUGCCCCGACUCGUGGAUCCAGGCAAUAAUCUCAAGGCCACCAGGGUCACGUGGGUCACUCUGUAUGACGAAUUCAUUGGGCUUUGGCUGGAGCAAGGAAAAAAACGACUUGGGAACAAGGACCUGAACCCACAAGCACGAGCCGACUUUAACAGAUUGACCGAUGAAGGCUUUACUCAGAACGGCAUCAGUUUUUUGAAGGACAUGGCAAGUGCAAUCUACAAGAACCAGGCGGGCAAUCCUGUGGUGACCUAUUCCCGUAAACAAGACCAUGGGAAAUGGAAAGAAGCAUUCUUCUCCCGAGAGAAUGAGAGUCGGCUCUUGCUGGAAGCCAGUCCGCUUACACGCAGUGGAAUCCAGUACCGUUUCAUCCACAAGUCCCUGCUAGAGUAUUUCUUUGCACGCUCAGUCUUUGAACCCCAGGAAGGCAAGGAGAAAUCCGUUCAAGCUGCAGCUCCAGCUAGACGGGGGAGUGUCAGCUCUGAUUUCAGCUUUGACGAUCAACUGGUGCCAGAGGAGGACGUCGAGCCAGUCACAACCCAGCCUUGUACAGCCGAUCAUCCUUUGUCGUGGAGAAGUUUUGUGGCAGAGCCCUCCGUUCUGGACUUUUUAUCCGACCGCGUGCAGCAAGAGCCACUCUUCAAGGACCAACUUCUCGCUAUGAUUGAACAAUCCAAAUUCAACAAAGCGAUGCGUAAGGCAGCGGCCAAUGCCAUCACGAUUUUGGUCAGAGCUGGCGUACGAUUUAAUGGGGCGGAUUUGAAAGGCAUCCAGAUUCCACGAGCUGAUUUGAGUGGCGGGCAGUUCGAUUUCGCUCAGCUGGAAGGGGCAGAUUUGAGGAAGGCAAAUCUUCGCAACACAUGGAUACGUCAGGCCGACUUCAGCAAGGCGCAGAUGGCAGGCGUACAGUUUGGCGAAUGGCCGUAUGUACAGGAGCUUGAUGUGGUGUAUUGCUGCUCAUAUUCGCCGAACGGGAAAACCUGUGUCUUUGGCCUUGCAGACGGCACGAUCAGUGUGUACGAUACCUUGACUUGGACGAAAACCCACACCUUACAAGAACAUACCAGCAGUGUUAGGAGCGUGGCUUAUUCCCCCAGUGGUCACCAGAUUGCUUCGGGCAGUGACGACAAAGCUGUGCGGCUGUGGAACACGCAAACCGGCGAACUUGGCCCCGUCUUAAGCGGCCAUACCAGCAGUGUUAUGAGCGUGACUUAUUCUCCCAGUGGUCACCAGAUUGCUUCGGGCAGUCGGGACCAGACUGUGCGGCUGUGGGACAUGCAAACCGGCGCACCUGGCCCCGUCUUAAGCGGCCAUACCAGCUAUGUUAUGAGCGUGGCUUAUUCUCCCAGUGGACGCCAGAUUGCUUCGGGCAGUUGGGACGAGACUGUGCGGCUGUGGGACACGCAAACCGGCGCACCUGGCCCCGUCUUAAGCGGCCAUACCUUGAGUGUUAUGAGCGUGGCCAAUUCUCCCAGUGGACGCCAGAUUGCUUCGGGCAGUCGGGACGAGACUGUGCGGCUGUGGGACACGCAAACCGGCGCACCUGGCCCCGUCUUAAGCGGCCAUACCAGCUAUGUUUACAGCGUGGCUUAUUCUCCCAGUGGUCACCAAAUUGCUUCGGGCAGUUGGGACCAGACUGUGCGGCUGUGGGACACGCAAACCGGCGCACCUGGCCCCGUCUUAAGCGGCCAUACCAGCUAUGUUGAUUGCGUAGCUUAUUCUCCCAGUGGUCACCAGAUUGCUUCGGGCAGUUGGGACCAGACUGUGCGGCUAUGGGACACGCAAACCGGCGCACCUGGCCCCGUCUUAAGCGGCCAUGCCAACGCUGUUAAGAGCGUGGCUUAUUCUCCCAGUGGUCACUAG